Messenger RNA from Zeugodacus cucurbitae (melon fly), 1490 nucleotides. Its product is annotated as carboxypeptidase B. NCBI's taxonomy places the organism in Eukaryota, Metazoa, Arthropoda, Insecta, Diptera, Tephritidae. The record is from RefSeq and is a predicted model, not a curated record. The coding region runs from base 85 to 1398 and encodes 437 amino acids. Gene Ontology annotation, biological process: proteolysis. The transcript has 3 exons. Gene Ontology annotation, molecular function: zinc ion binding; metallocarboxypeptidase activity.
AACCGUCAAUAUAUUAGCAAAUGAGCUAAUUGGACGUCAGUCGAUCAGUGGAGUUUGGCUGCGAAGGUUGUGAUACGAGUAAUAAUGGCAGUGAAAGUCUUGCGUCUAUUGGCGCUCUUAUGCGUAGCUUUCGGGUUCGCUGCUGCGGGUUCAUAUGAAGGCUAUAAACUAUACGAAGUUGCGACGGAAACGAUUGCUCAAAGGAAUGCAUUGCACGCGCUCGCCCAGGAGGCUGGCGAUAAGUAUGAUUUCCUCUCUUUGAGUCGUGUGCACACGCAAAAGGCUCGUGUGCUUGUACCGCCCGCGCAUGAUGAGAGUUUUAGAACGGAGCUACGCAAUAAACAAAUACAGUUUGAAUUGAAAAACCCCAACUUCGGGCGCACCAUCCAAGCUGAAGUGCUACAGAACCGUAUGUUACGCCAGGCCAAACCUUACAGCGGCACCGGUCGUCUGGGUACCGAACGUUACUAUUCUCACGAAGAAAUCAAUAAUUACUUGAACGAUUUGGCUGCACGUUAUCCCACACGCGUAUUCGUACGUGUUGUCGGCAAGUCCUAUGAAGGACGUUUACUCCAGACCAUUACCAUUACAAAUGGUGAUGGCAUUACCGGAAAGAAUGUGAUCUUCAUGGAUGGCGCCUUCCACGCACGCGAAUGGAUCUCACCAGCGACUGUGGUUUAUGCCAUCGGUGAAUUGGUUGAGAAUUUCGAAGCGAAUGCUGAGUUAUUGCAAGAUUACGAUUGGGUUAUAAUGCCGGUGGUGAAUGCUGAUGGCUAUGAGUACACACAGUGGUCGAGCGCUACACGUCUAUGGCGUAAGACACGUCAGCCAGUGACAGUGAACGGCGUGACUUGCUAUGGUACUGAUCCAAACCGUAACUUUGGCUUCCACUGGAUGGGUAAAGGUGCAUCUUCCAAUCCUUGCUCAGACAUUUAUGCUGGUCCGAGUGCGUUCUCCGAACCUGAGACAGCUGUAGUACGUGAUGUAAUGCACACGCUCCGCGGACGUGGUAUUAUGUAUUUGACAAUACACUCAUUCGGCUAUGCGCUGUUCUAUCCAUGGGGCUGGGGACCUGAGCUACCUGAAACAUGGGAGGACCUACAUGAAGUGGCUAUGGUUGGCGCCGAUGCCAUACGUGAGUAUAGCGGUACCGAAUAUGAGGUGGGCUCCUCCACAGCACUUUAUGGUGAAGCUGCUGGCGCCAGUGAUGAUUAUGCCUUCAGCGAUGGCUUUGCUCUAUCCUAUACUAUGGAGUUGCCGGAUGGUGGUGAUAGCGGUUUCGAUCCUCCACCAUCGGAAAUCGAUCGUUUGGUGAAAGAGACUUGGACAGGCAUACGAGCCAUGGGUAAGCGGGUGACAACCAAGUAUCCAUCGCCGGUGACCAAAACACUCUCUUAAUUAUACUCACUCAUAUAGUAAGCGCUACAAAGCGCUUUCGAUAAAAUCAUGGGAAUUUACCGUAAUAAAAUAACUACUUCGUAUUUGCAGAA